AUGCCUUCCACAUUCACGGACAAUGAACACGGUAAACCAAAACUGCGGAACUGGAAACACAACCAGGUGCACGACCAACACCUACACGACCAAUCACCCCGGCCAGACUUAAGAUGGGUUUUUCCUGCAGUGAGAGAGAUCGAAUUUACAAAAGAGCAACUGGCGGAAUAUGACGCGCUUCUCAACGAUGAAUGCAAUCAAAAACUGAAGGAUUUCUGGCAGAAAAAGUACCGGCAAGACCAAGGCAAGAAUUGGGAGUUGUUUUAUAAACGGAACGAGACCAAUUUCUUCAAGGAUCGCACUUGGCUAACACGAGAGUUCGCCCACAAUGGAUGUGACGCAGAUAUGUUUGACUUGCAGAGUCUGAGUAAGACCGACGGGACGUGGAAAUUCAUAGACAUCGGCUGCGGGGUCGGUAAUGCGGUUUUCCCUCUUCUGAAGCUUUAUCCGAAUUGUCGAGCGUAUGAGUAUGACGUGUCAAGAAGGGCAAUAAAUUUUCUGGAAGAGCGCUACCGGACAGACUCAGUUCUUGGUCGUAUAGUGCGCGUCGGUGUGUGGGACCUUAUUAAGCAUGAACAUCCACAAGAGAUUUGGUCACCCAAAGUCAAAAUUGAAGGGCACGCACAUGAAGGGCACGCACAUGAAGGGCACGCACAUGAAGCAGAGGCAAUGGAUGUAACAGUCACCGAUUUGGCUAUCUCGACGGAUGAUUAUAGGAACAUGGAUGUGGCUAUGCUAAUGUUUGUUUUGUCAGCUAUUCCCAUUGAGAAUGUCCAAACCGUCAUAGGGAGAGUAGUAAAGACGUUACGAGUUGGAGGUCUACUCUUAUUUAGGGAUUAUGGUAGGUAUGAUGAGAAGGAAAUCCGUUUCGCAAAACGAUCGCAGUCUAAGUUAGACGACCACUUUUAUGUGCGGCAAGAUGGCACAUUGGCUUUGUACUUCGAUAAAGAUGAGCUGGAUCAAAAUAUGAGUGCUAACGGAUUUGAAGUAGUUAGCUCUCAGUACAUCACUAGACAGUUUACAAACAGGAAGACGGGUCAAAAACUCAAUCGGUGUUGGCUUCAAGCCAUCUACCGACGGAAAUCCUGA
Gregarina niphandrodes is the source of this 1089-nucleotide messenger RNA. Its product is annotated as methyltransferase domain protein. NCBI's taxonomy places the organism in Eukaryota, Apicomplexa, Conoidasida, Eugregarinorida, Gregarinidae. The coding region runs from base 1 to 1089 and encodes 362 amino acids. The transcript has 3 exons. The record is from RefSeq and is a predicted model, not a curated record.